AUGAACGGAGACGGGUCCAAACCGCCCCAGCAGACGCCUGCCUGUCCAACCUUCGUGGAUCCUCCACCGCGGGCUGAUAUUGACGAGAUCCUGCGGCGGAAACGGAAAGCUCGCGAGUACAAAGACUGGGAACGAAUCUGCGACAAACUGCAAACUGCAGAGAAAUCCUUGGCUGAGCUGAAGAACUCGAUCAGCAGCGUCUCCGAAGUUCCGCCCAACCCUCCUCCGCCUACCAACGGAUACUCUCCUGCGACCGCUGGCAAUACUCCCUUGGCUGCGCCUGCGCCGAUUGACAGCGAACAGAGCCAUGUCCGAGUUCAAGGGAUCCAUACACACAAUGAAUUCACCGGCCAGACCAUACACAUUGGGCCCAGUUCAGUGCCAGCGCUGGUUAUGGCUCUGGGUCGUGGUGACUCACAGUGGCCGGGGCUAGCAGAUUUGCUAGGCAAGAAGAGCAUGCUUCCCAUCUUCGGCCUGGAUAACGAGAGCGCAACCUACCCCUUUGUUGACCUCUGGGGACUCCCACAUGGUUCCAUUGCGCGCGCCCACGAAUUGGCGAACGCGCUACCGACCGAUGCAGAAUGCCUUAAUUUCUUCCGUUGUUACAAGGAGACCGCACAUGCGGUAUACCCGGCCGUGGCAGACAUAGAGGCCAUGGAGUCUGAUCUCUUGCUGUUCCUCAUAAACCGUGCGAGCUCUCAAGCUGGUGGCGGGGUCACGGAAGAGCACAUUCAUGGCAAGAAUUUCCACUGGAUCGGGUUGCUGUUCGCGAUUCUCGCGUCGGGCUGCCAAUGCUCGACUCUAGGGAGGAAAGAACGGGAGUUGACCUCGCAAGUCUACAUCUGCUGUAGUUUCGAGUGCCUGCGCUUCACCAAUUUCCUUUCGCAUGCCACGCUCGAGACCAUCCAAACUCUGCUGAUCAUUGGAAACGUCCUCUCCAACAACAUGAAUGCAGGCGUAGCUUGGAGCUUGAUGGGCCUUACAGUUCGAUUAUCGCAGACGCUCGGUCUGCAUAGAGUGUGCCCUCCAUCAACGCCUUUGCACAUCAAGAUCACACGAAGCAAAGUGUGGUGGGCAUUGCUCUGGCAAGACUCGUUGUUAUCGAUCUCGUAUGAUCGCGCUUCAUCGACUACCACGAUCGAUCACACGGUACCAUUCAGUCCGCACACCGCUCCAGGCACAAGAACAUAUGUGGAAAGCAUGUAUCGCCUUUGCAAGGUAGGCUUGGAUAUCGUGCGCGAACGACAACGGCCGCAGAAUUCGCACGAUGCUUUAAUGAGGAUCUCGGAACACCGCAGCGAGCUCCAAGAGAUCAUGGCGGACGCUGCAGACUAUCUAAAAGACUCUAGGCGAUGCCGGUCGAUGCGCGAUCAGUUGGAACACUGGGCUCUCUACCUGCACAUCUCGUACAUUACGUCGGAGCUCUGCCGACCAGCAAUCAGCCCUAGUACUGCGGACCUCGAUCUAUCGAAGACGUUGCGGAAGACGUGUAUCGACAGCCUCACGAAUACGGUGGAGGCCUUCCUUGGCCUGCAAAACAUGACUCCUUUCGCAAACCGCUCCUGGUCCUCAAUGCACCGCUCCAUUAGCUCCGCCCUCCUUCUCGGCAUCCUCGGUGAACACUUCCGCAACGAACGAGCACGCUCUCUUCUCCAGAACCUGGUGCAGGUCCUAACCGACAUCACGGCCAAUGUGGAUCCAGCCGAGCUCUCCUCUCCCGUCACUCGCUCCGUCGCGGCCUUGCAAAGACUACUCAGUAUCCCUAACCCCCGCGCAGGUGUGCUAAAGGCAACCAGUGAUGGUUCUGGAUCGCAGACGUCGCCCACGCUUGCCAACUUCACGGCAGAUGAGUUGAAUGCUGCGUUCAACCUGGACGAUCCCGCAUUCAAUCAGUCCCCUCUGGUGGGGUUGGAGCUGGAUUCGUCGCCGUAUGCGCUCAUGGAGUCAAUUGUGUGGGGUGGGAAGAAGUCGCCGUGA
This is a messenger RNA of Westerdykella ornata, 1977 nucleotides long. RefSeq lists its product as uncharacterized. The transcript is spliced from 2 exons. Bases 1 to 1977 code for a protein of 658 amino acids. Gene Ontology annotation, molecular function: zinc ion binding; carboxy-lyase activity; DNA binding. Gene Ontology annotation, biological process: DNA-templated transcription. The record is from RefSeq and is a predicted model, not a curated record. Lineage: Eukaryota; Fungi; Ascomycota; Dothideomycetes; Pleosporales; Sporormiaceae.